AUGCAAAAGAUUUGUAAAUACUCAUCCAUGGCUAUUUUAAGGAAAAGACCGCUGCUAAAGACUGAAACUGGGUCAGAAUCGGAAUUUUUCCCUCAGAAAAGGACCAAAAUCAAGCAAGAAGAGGUUAUCCCUCAACCCGUAGAUAUCAACUGGGUCAAGUCGUUACCAAAUAAGCAAUACUUCGAAUGGAUUGUGGUUAGAAACGGAAAUGUACCUAACAGAUGGGCCACACCAUUGGACCCCUCGAUCUUUCUCACCCCAACCUCGACGAAGGUCCCCUACAAGUUUCAAGAAACAUAUGCUAGAAUGCGAGUGCUGAGGUCUAAGAUUCUAGCGCCUGUCGAUAUAAUUGGCGGCUCAUCCGUUCCCGUGACGGUAGCCUCUAAGUGUGGUAUCUCGAAAGACCAAAUAUCACCGAGGGACUACAGAUUACAAGUACUUCUUGGGGUGAUGCUCUCAUCGCAGACAAAGGAUGAAGUAACCGCAAUGGCAAUGCUUAACAUAAUGCAGUAUUGCAUAGAAGAACUGCAUAUCGAAGAAGGUAUGACAUUGGAGGGAGUUUUGCAAAUCAAUGAGACCAAACUAGACGAACUGAUUCAUUCAGUUGGGUUCCACACAAGAAAGGCCAAAUAUAUCUUGUCUACCUGCAAAAUCCUUCGAGAUCAAUAUUCAGGUGAUGUUCCAGCUACGAUUAAUGAAUUGUUGGCCCUGCCCGGUGUGGGGCCCAAGAUGGCUUAUUUGACAUUACAAAAGGCAUGGGGCAAGAUUGAAGGUAUUUGCGUUGACGUUCAUGUGGAUAGAUUGACCAAGCUUUGGAAAUGGGUAGAUCCGCAAAAAUGCAAGACCCCAGAUCAGACAAGAACUCAAUUACAAAACUGGCUACCUAAGGGGCUUUGGACAGAAAUAAAUGGGUUGCUGGUUGGAUUCGGGCAAAUAAUCACUAAAUCGAGGAAUCUUGGUGACAUGUUAAAAUUCUUGCCAUCGAAUGAUCUCAGGAACUCCUUGGAUUGGGAUUUGCAGUCUCAAUUAUACAAGGAAAUCCAGCAGAAUAUUAUGAGUUAUCCUAAAUGGGUAAAAUACCUGGAAGGGAAACCUGAAUUGGAUGUGGGUGCGGAAAUUGAUGUCGAACACGAGGAGAAAACAAAUGAAGAAACUGUGGUCAAGUUGGAAGAUGAUAUUCCUGUUAAAGGAGAGGACUAA
Molecule: messenger RNA, 1200 nt
Organism: Saccharomyces paradoxus
Lineage: Eukaryota; Fungi; Ascomycota; Saccharomycetes; Saccharomycetales; Saccharomycetaceae
Gene: NTG1
Product: bifunctional N-glycosylase/AP lyase NTG1
Exons: 1
Coding region: 1-1200 (399 amino acids)
Biological process (GO): base-excision repair; base-excision repair, AP site formation; nucleotide-excision repair
Cellular component (GO): nucleus
Molecular function (GO): DNA binding; oxidized pyrimidine nucleobase lesion DNA N-glycosylase activity; DNA-(apurinic or apyrimidinic site) endonuclease activity
Source: RefSeq, a predicted model, not a curated record